AUGGCUGACGUCGCCUCCGCCACUCCCGCCUCCGCCGCUCCCGCCUCCUCCUCUCCUGCGCCGCUCACAGCGGCCGCGUUCCCUACGCUGCCGCCGCUGCCGGAGAUGUCUCGGGCGCUCGAAGAGGAGCUCCUGUCUCCGCUGCGCUUUUCGCUGCUGAAGGUCGACGGCCGCGCGCGAACGAGCGUCGUGCAUCUGCCGCACGGGGACGUCCGCACGCCGAUCUUCAUGCCAGUUGGCACCUACGGGGCGAUCAAGGGCCUCGACGCGCGGAUUCUCCACGCGGCGCAUGACGAAAUGACCUGCGAAGAGGAGGAAAGGAGGAAGCGAACACGCGCCGAGGCCGCGGCGUGUGCGCGCGAGCCCGACGCAGCGCCCUUCGCCUCGCAGCCCAACAGUGGCGCAGCGGCCGGCGACCGCGCGGGAGGCGUGGAACCCUCCGCCGCAGCGGUGACCUGCGCCGCACCCUGGGCGACUGCGUCCUCCUACGAGGCGCACGUCGCGCACUUUUUGGAGCCGUCGCCGGCCUCGUUCACGGCUCCAUGCGCCCCAGGGGGGCCUACGGCGGUCGCGCUGCCGUCAAAGAGCGCGGCGCAGAGCCGCGCGCCGCGGACGUGUGUGGCUGCCGAGGCAGGGGACUCUGCGCCUGCGGAGGCGAGUCGGGAGGCACCUGCGGCCCUGCCGAGGCGCCCGCCCGCGUCCUUUUCGCCGAUUAUCCUCGGCAACACGUUUCACCUUUACAGACACGUGGGGACGGAGCGGAUGGCGGCUGCGGGUGGCUUACACGCCUUCAUGAACUGGGGGGGGAAUCUGCUGACCGACAGCGGCGGCUUCCAGAUGGUGUCCCUCCUAAAAAUACUCGAGGUGCGCGAGGAGGGCGUUCAGUUCGAGGCGGCCUCGCUCGCAGUCAAGGCGCGCAGCGGGAAAGACGCAAAGGAGAACUCCAAGCCGCGCGGCGACGACAAGCGAGACGAAGGCGCGGAGAUGCCGAUCGAGGCCCUGCGGCUGGACGUGGCGGCGAAAGGAGAGACAGACGGCCAAAAAAACGAUGGAUCCCUGCUUCUCACGCCAGAGAAAUCGAUCUACAUGCAGAACGCCAUGGGGAGCGACAUCAUCAUGCAGCUGGAUGACGUCGUCUCGUCGACUACGCCAGACCCAGUUCGAGUGGAAGACGCGAUGCUCCGCUCCCUCCGGUGGCUGGAUCGCUGCAUCGCCGCGCACACGCGGCCCCGCGAACAGGCGCUCUUCGGCAUCGUCCAGGGAGGGCUCGACUCGCGGACGCGCGCGAUCUCCCUUCGAGAAAUUAGAAAGCGACCGCUCCCCGGGUUCGCCAUCGGCGGUCUGAGCGGAGGCGAGGCCAAAGAUGACUUCUGGAAGAUGGUGGAGCUGAGCACGCGCCCAGGCGACGUCGGGCUGCCUGCGGGGAAGCCGCGGUACUUGAUGGGCGUCGGAUACCCGCUGGACGUCGUCGUCUGCGUCGCGCUGGGCUGCGACAUGUUUGACUGCGUCUACCCGUGCCGCACUGCGCGCUUCGGCACCGCUCUCGUGCGCGAACAGGCAGGGACACUCCGCAUCAAACAAACCAAAUUCAAAGCCGACUUGCGGCCUCUGGAUCCAACUUGCGGCUGCUACACAUGCACUCACUACACCCGCGCAUUCCUUCACGCAUCCUUCGGCAAGAUGCCUGCGACCUCACAGCUGCUCACUCUCCACAACCUUUUCUUCAUGCACUCGCUCUGCGUAGACAUGCAGAAAGCGAUUGCGGCAGGACAGUUCAAGGAGUUCGUUCGCUUCUUCCUCCAGCAGCUCUACCCCCCUUCGACGGCCCGCGCCUCAGGUGUACGUACACCUCAGGGGCCGGCCCCCGAUACGGGAGGGAGCGCCGACGGCUCACAGGGCGCCGCCGAGGCUGGCGCAGAGGCACCGCAGGAAAAAGAGAUGAAGGCGGCAAAGGGAGACGCAGCCAAUCCUGCAGGGGCGAAGAAAAACAAACAGCAGCGCCGCGCGAAGGCCGAGCAUAAGAAGUGCGAGAGAGAGCGUCGCUUGGCGUCGUGUGGGGAGGAAUCGAAGGCGGGGGAAACCUCUGACGCGCAGGCUCCGCGGCCAGCGCUCUGGAUCAGGGACGCGCUGAUGGCCGCCGGCAUUGACAUUACCGAUCUCUACGAUUUCAGCACGGAGGCAGAAAAAAAAGUGGCUCGUGACACCGGUGCCAUGGUGUAG
Molecule: messenger RNA, 2220 nt
Organism: Besnoitia besnoiti
Lineage: Eukaryota; Apicomplexa; Conoidasida; Eucoccidiorida; Sarcocystidae
Product: queuine trna-ribosyltransferase domain-containing protein
Exons: 6
Coding region: 1-2220 (739 amino acids)
Cellular component (GO): cytosol
Molecular function (GO): tRNA-guanosine(34) queuine transglycosylase activity
Source: RefSeq, a predicted model, not a curated record